AUGAACAGAAACAACCCACUGUACGAUGACCAUGGCAUAAGAAAUGCCUUUUUUUCUGAAAUUGCCUUUGGGAUCUCAGCCAAUACUGUCCUUCUGCUGUUCCUCGUGGUCAUGUUCUUUCGGGAGCACAGACACAAACCCACCAACUUGAUAACUGGUCUCUUGGCUCUAAGCCACAUAGUGAUGCUGCUGACCAUGGCCUUCAUAGCUACCGACAUUUUGGGGUCCCAGAGUUUUUGGGAUAACUUCACCUGUAGAUCAGUCAUUUCCUUGUACAGGGUGAUGAGGAGCAUCUCCAUUUGUGCUACAUGUCACCUGAGCAUCCUCCAGGCCAUCAUCCUCAGCCCCAGAAGCUCCUCCUUGUCCAAGUUCAAACACAAAUCCUUACUUCACAACGCAUGCUGCUUUCUUUCCCUGUGGACUUUCUAUAUGUCCAUUAGUGGUUUCAUGAAUUCCAUUGUUGCCACCCCCAAUGUGACUUCGCACGUUCUUAUAUUCGUCACUAAAUCCUGUUCUCUCUGGCUUUUCAGUGACUUCAGAUACUUACUUUUUGUACUGGCUGUCUUCCGGGAUGCCAUUCUUGUAGGGCUCAUGGUGCUUUCAAGUGUUUAUGUGGUAACUGUCUUGCACAGGCAUAAAAGGCAGUCCCAGUAUCUUCAUAGCACCAGCAUGUCCCCCAGAGCAUCUCCAGAGCAGAGGGCCGUCCGUACCAUUCUGCUGCUACUGAGUUUCUUUGUGGUCAUGUACUGCCUAGACUGCAUUGCCUCCUCCUCGAGAAAUAUGUGGAGUAAUGACCCAACUCACCGCUGUGUUCAGAUGUUUGUGUCCAGUGGCUAUGCCACACUCAGCCCUUUGGUGUUCAUGAGCACUGAACAACGUAUAAGUAACUUUUUGAAAACCAUGCAAGGUGGACAGUAA
Myodes glareolus (Bank vole) is the source of this 918-nucleotide messenger RNA. Its product is annotated as vomeronasal type-1 receptor 90-like. Gene Ontology annotation, biological process: G protein-coupled receptor signaling pathway. Gene Ontology annotation, cellular component: membrane. NCBI's taxonomy places the organism in Eukaryota, Metazoa, Chordata, Mammalia, Rodentia, Cricetidae. The record is from RefSeq and is a predicted model, not a curated record. Gene Ontology annotation, molecular function: pheromone receptor activity.